AUGCUCUUUCUCAACGCUUUGCCUGCCUUUGUCGCCCUUCAAGCCUUGCAGUUCAUACCCACAGCCUUAGCCGAGUUCCGCGUAACCUGUUCUCCUUUCAAGCGUGAGCGUAUUGAUCCUAUUGCAACGCCUGGCAAAGAAAAUGGCCAUAUGCACACGUUCUUCGGCAACCGGGGCAUUGGCCCGGAGAUGCCGAGUUACGAGCAACUUGUCAACGGGUGCGGAUCUUGCGGCAUUGCAGGCGAUAAGAGCGCGUACUGGGUCCCCACGCUGUACUAUGUAACGAAGAAUGCUACAGUCCCCGUGAAGGUGGCUAUCUUCCACAUCUACUACAAUGGCCAGAACCCGAACCGAGAAUCGUUUCCUGAGGACUACAACAUCAUCUCGCAUGAUCCCACUCUAUCUGAAGAAGAGGUUAAGGCGCAGGGCGGCAAUGGGAUGAAAUGGUACUUCGAGGACUCAGAUGAGCAAAAGGAAAAUUGGCAGCUUCCUAAACAGAAAGGCGGCGGCUGGCUCCGCGGCAACGUGCCGUUUCCGACGUCUGUCAUUAAAGACGAAUCCUUGGGUCGAUACCGCGCCUGCACAGCAAACGAUACUGGAUGCUUUAACGUGUUGCGCAUGUUCUUCGCUAUCUGGUACGAUCUGCGACACGAGUUCUUUGACUUCCAGGAUGGAGCGUACCUGACUCUGUCCUCGGGCGGCGGCCACACCUAUCAUGGUGACUUCAUCUAUGGGUGGGAGCGUUCUUUUGCCUCUAUGAUUGUGCAGGACGACACAGAUUACGUCAAUGCCAAUGGCAUCCUACCAGUUGGCGGUGAGAAGUCAACAAUCAAAAGCACAGAAUGUCAAAGACAGGAUGAGGAGGGUUUUACACUGGGGAAGCCAGACUGGGACGCAAUGCUUGAAGCAAAUGCAGGUAAUGGCACAGUUGAGCUUGGCCAUUACGGAAAAUCCCUUACCAUCACGAACGGGAAGAGCAUGAAUGCAACAUUCAGUGGGAAGUGGGGAGACGCUGGAAAGGUUGACGCUGAAGCCUUCUCUGAGGCACCAGCUGCGUCCAUGAAUGAAUCCAAGUCAGGAGACCAGCGCACUGCUUCGAUCUAUUCUUUGCCUUCGGUUGCCGCUUCUAGCGCCUCUACAAGCCACACAGCGUCUGUUGAGCUGCCUGCAGCCACCGCCAGCGCGAUCACGACGCGCAAAGCUUUGCCAAGUGCCUGCAGUAGGAACAAGAAGAUACACGGGCGCCGCCACUAA
Messenger RNA from Boeremia exigua, 1254 nucleotides. RefSeq lists its product as uncharacterized. Lineage: Eukaryota; Fungi; Ascomycota; Dothideomycetes; Pleosporales; Didymellaceae. The record is from RefSeq and is a predicted model, not a curated record. The coding region runs from base 1 to 1254 and encodes 417 amino acids. The transcript is spliced from 4 exons.